GAUGGGAGCGAGGGAGCGAGAGAGAGAACAAGUCACCAUCCACACACUCCUUCUCUGGACUUAUAGAUGCAGGUAGUCCAGAAUAGUGGAAAGAAUUACUGAAGUAUCAGAGGUAGCUUGUUGCAGUUUGGGCGUUUCAGCACUGGACAGCUCUCUUCAUACGCAUGUAGAUGGGUGGGACCAUGUAGGUUUCUUCUAGCAUCUCCAGCCACAAGUGUUGCCAAGGUGGAGCCUCGAAUGAUGACCAUCCCGGAGUUCCUCCUGGAAGUGUCCAUAGUGGUUGUGGGUGUUGUUUCCGUGGUGACCAACUUGUCGGUGCUGCUAUGUUUCACCCAGAGCUCCGAGUUGAGGUCCCACGUACCAGGGAUCUUCAUCCUGAAUCUGUCUUUCUCCAACAUCCUUCUCGCUUUCAUCAACAUGCCCGCUACUUUUUUCGGCGUGGCCAAAAGCGCGGAACCCUUCGGGAACUUGUUCUGCCAAAUGGUUAGUUUUGCAGAAACGUUCCUCACCACCAACAGCAUGCUCAGCAUGGCGGCUCUCAGCCUGGACAGAUGGAUAGCGGUGGUGUUUCCUCUCAGCUACUCCAGCAAGAUGCGAUACCGGGAUGCUUUGCUGAUGGUGGUCUACUCCUGGUUGCAGUCGCUCACCUUUGCUCUCACGCAGCUACUGAUGGAGUGGGGAGGUUACAGCCACACGUACGCCUCAUGCACCGCUCAUCUCGCCGAUAAGGGAAGGUCUCAGCUGGCCGCUUACGCCACCUUCACCGUGAUGUUCCACUGCAGCACUUUUGCUUUCUGCCUGGCCGUACUGUGCUUCUCCUACCUCAAAGUUCUAAGAGUGGCCAAGUCCCACUGCAAGAGGAUAGACGUGAUCACGGUGCAGACUCUGCUCCUUCUGGUUGACAUUCACCCCAGUGUGAAGGAGAGGUGUUUGGCGCAACAGAAGAAGAGGAGGCAGCGCGCCACCAAAAAAAUUUGCAUCUUCAUCGGCUCCUUCAUCUUCUGCUUUUCACCUUAUGUUAUUACAAGGUUAGUGGAGUUGCUGCCCUCCGUGCACAUCUCACAGUACUGGGGUAUCACCACCAAAUGUCUGUGCUACGCUAAGGCUUCCAGUGAUCCGUUUGUCUACUGUCUUCUGCGGCACCAGUACAGAAAGGUUCUGGUUCGUGUCAUCAGCCGUUUCAUGCGAAAGGAUCAUUACUUGCUGUCUGCCAGCACUUGGAGCAGCACCUUCGACACCACAGAAGACAACUGUACCCGAGUAACCUGAACCUGAAGUCAACAUGCAGCUAUUUGUAAUGAGAUUGCACUCCAUCUGCUUGAUGGUCAGAUGGAAGAGAAUAUGUGCCUUGCUCAAGGACACUGACACCGAGGGCUUGGUCACAUGAUUAUGUGGCCAAUUUAUUUGUUUAAAGGACACACAACAAUGUUGUUGUGUGUCCCAAAUGUCCUUUUGUUAGCUUCUGACUGUUGUUUUCCAGAGGGCUGAUCAGUUUGCUUCUGAAGCAUCGCCAAGGAGUACUUCACAUGAAAAAUGUACACCGCAUAUAUUUAUUUUCAUUGUAUGUGCUUCUUUCUGUAUUGUACAUUUCAAGUAACAUUGACUUUGUGAAGAACUGUUAUUCAUGUGCAAAAAAAAAAACAUAUUACAUUGACUCGUGA
Messenger RNA from Doryrhamphus excisus (bluestripe pipefish), 1661 nucleotides. RefSeq names its product G protein-coupled receptor 78a (gene gpr78a). Gene Ontology annotation, molecular function: G protein-coupled receptor activity. Gene Ontology annotation, cellular component: membrane. Gene Ontology annotation, biological process: adenylate cyclase-activating G protein-coupled receptor signaling pathway. Lineage: Eukaryota; Metazoa; Chordata; Actinopteri; Syngnathiformes; Syngnathidae. The record is from RefSeq and is a predicted model, not a curated record.